Dovyalis caffra is the source of this 738-nucleotide messenger RNA. The record is from the annotation of a GenBank genome assembly. Lineage: Eukaryota; Viridiplantae; Streptophyta; Magnoliopsida; Malpighiales; Salicaceae.
AUGACGAUGAUGAUAUUGUUUCGCCCGAAAAGUUCUCAUCCUUCUUCUUCAGCCUCAGCUGUUCUCAAGUUUCUUCUUCAACAGCAAAUGGGUAUUUCUACUUUCAAGAGCAGCAAUCAUAAUUUCUGUCAUGGGUAUUUUUGGUCCCUAAAUCAUUUGGUUGAUCUUGAUGGUCUAGGCUUGAAAUGUGAAAUUUUAUGUGCUGAUUACAAAUUAGUGGGUCAUAUAGCUCUAGAUCAGACAAUGUUCCCUGAAAAUACCCCUGUUUUUGUAUUAGAUGUAUUAGCCCAUUCAUCUCUUUGGAAGACAGGGCUUGAUUACCAGCAUGGUACUGGGCAUGGUGUGGGAGCAGCAUUAAAUGUUCAUGAAGGUCCUCAAAGUAUUAGCUUUCGAUACAGAAAUAUGGCUCCCUUGCAGAAAGGAAUGAUAGUAAGCAAUGAACCAGGUUACUAUGAAGGUCAUGCUUUCGGCAUUCGAAUUGAGGUUCGUAUCUUUGCUAUUCGUGCAUUCACUUGUCUGCAACUCUUGAAAAUCAAAAUUGCUGCAAUAAUAUGUUGGCUAACCCUGACUACGAAGGCGAAUGCCAUGUUGCGCUCACCGGAUAAGGUCAUUACAGGCCCGGAGAGAACAGACUCACAUGCAUGCACUGCUGGAGCAUUUCGCCAAUUUGCAACUAGAAUUGGCAAUACUAAUGCUGGUUUCGUAUCAGGCAUUGAGAAAUUCCCGCUCAAGGUCUGA